UUUUUUUUGUCUCCUCGUUUUCACAGCGGCAAAGAAGAAAGAAGAAGUUUGGACGCGUCCUGCAGGAGCUCGCGCAGCGUGAACAACGUCCUCGUCACCGGGUCGCCACAAACUGGGAGCGAAGGUCGCGAGAGAGGGGGACACAUUGCGCGUUUGCUGUACCGAUGCGGGGACGUUGUUAGGCGCUUAGUACAUUUCCCCUGCGUGCCCCCCCCCACCCCCCCUCUCCCACCCCCCUCCCUCCUCUCCGACUGACCCAAUGCUUCUGCAUCAGUUCAUGAACGGAGCCCUGGAAGUCAUGCAUCCGUCACCGCUCCAGAAGGACACCACUUUUACCAAGAUCUUCGUCGGCGGGCUGCCGUACCACACGACCGACGCCUCCCUGAGGAAAUACUUCGAGGCCUUUGGGGACAUUGACGAGGCGGUGGUGAUAACGGACCGGCAGACCGGUAAAUCCAGAGGAUACGGCUUUGUGACGAUGACAGACCGAGGAGCCGCCGAGAGGGCCUGCAAGGACCCCAACCCCAUCAUCGACGGCAGGAAGGCCAACGUGAACCUGGCCUACCUGGGUGCCAAACCCCGCAGCAUACAGACGGGCAUAUCCAUCGGAGUGCAGCCCAUCCACCCGGCACUCAUCCAGAGGCAGUAUGGGUUGGCCCAGCCAUACGUCUACCCACAAGCCUACGUGCAGCCCAGCAUGGUGCUGCCCUCCCAGGUUUCCGCCUCCCUGGGCAGCAGCCCCUACAUGGACUACAGCGCGGCCUACACCCAGUACGCCCAGGCCGCCUUUGAGCAGCAGUACCCGUAUGCGGCCUCCCCGGCCGGCUUCCUCGGCUACAGCUACGCCACCAGCCCCCCGGCCACCACCGGCCCGUCCGCCGCGGCAACAACCGCCGCCACCGUCCACGCCACCCUCCCGUCUGCCGGAGGCCCGGCCCAGGCCUUCCUACACUACGCCCCGCAGCAGCACAUCCAGCCGGACCGUAUGCAGUGAGCCUGUGAAGGAAGCAGGAGGAGGAGGAGGAGGAGGAGGAGGAGGAGGAUGAUGAGGAUGAGGAGGAGGAGAGGAGGAGUGGACGCAGACCUUUUGGACACAGGACGGCCAAAUGCCCGAAAGGGUGACCCAGCUAUCGUCAGCAGAGGCUUUCAGGGAAAAGGGGUCUAUUGCACUAUAGGAUCAGAAUGAGCCGUUUGCUCAUUGGUUAAAGGGUUGGGAGGGGUUGGACUGUCUAGGUUCAGGUUGGGAAGAUGAACGGUCGCUUCCAAGGGCUUCCAGAAGCCCACACUUCAUUUUUCUUCUUCUUCUUCUUCUUCUUCUUAUUUUUAUUGUCCUUUAUUAUUGUAUUAAUGUCAUUGUCAAUAUUUGUUUGUCUGCCUUUUUUUUAUUAUUAUUAUUAUUAUCGAUGUUUCUGGCUCGAUCCGAUGCGUGUCCACGGUACAUAUUGAUGAGUGGCGAGCCAUCUGGGACACGCCUCCUUUCCUCCCCGUCUCCAGAGUACCUGGAGGCGGACAUGAAGGGCACUGCUGCUUUAGGACACUCGGGAACAGUCGCGAUAUUGGGUGGAGGUCAAAGACGAGGGUGGCGGUGGUGAUUUGGUACAGAGAGCCUCUCAGCCACUCAUCUGUGACCCCCCCCCCC
Molecule: messenger RNA, 1639 nt
Organism: Cyclopterus lumpus (lumpfish)
Lineage: Eukaryota; Metazoa; Chordata; Actinopteri; Perciformes; Cyclopteridae
Product: RNA-binding protein 38-like
Exons: 4
Coding region: 260-994 (244 amino acids)
Cellular component (GO): cytosol
Molecular function (GO): RNA binding
Source: RefSeq, a predicted model, not a curated record